This is a messenger RNA of Tripterygium wilfordii, 1292 nucleotides long. Its product is annotated as AT-hook motif nuclear-localized protein 1-like. Lineage: Eukaryota; Viridiplantae; Streptophyta; Magnoliopsida; Celastrales; Celastraceae. Gene Ontology annotation, molecular function: minor groove of adenine-thymine-rich DNA binding. Bases 54 to 1022 code for a protein of 322 amino acids. The transcript has 5 exons. The record is from RefSeq and is a predicted model, not a curated record.
AAGUGAAUUUUUGAUAUUUUUCUGUAAAAAAAUUACAUUUCUAGAAUUUAAGGAUGGAACCAGCAACAGCAAGAGAAGUUGUAAGUAGUAGUGGUGGGGUUACAGUGGUGGGAUCUGAUGCCGCAUCGGACUACCAUGUGGCUCCGAGGUCAGAAAACCCUAACCCGUCCUCUGGAUCCGCUCUGCUGCAGUCGGCGGCCCAGCCACAGCCACCGCCUAAUGCGGCAGCGCCGGCCAUGCCUGGAAAGAAGAAGAGAGGCAGACCCAGGAAAUAUGCACCAGACGGCUCCGCCACCGCGCCACUCUCUCCGAAGCCUAUAUCUUCUGCAGCGCCACCUCCGGUAAUUGAUUUCUCCUCCGAUAGGCGUCAGAAGGUGAAGCCAGCUAGCUCUGUGAGCAAGACCACUAAAUAUGAAAUGGAGAAUCUAGGAGAAUGGGUUGCUUGCCCUGUGGGUGCAAAUUUCACCCCCCACAUCAUCACAGUUAAUUCUGGUGAGGAUGUUACUAUGAAGAUCAUAUCAUUCUCUCAGCAAGGGCCUCGGGCUAUAUGCAUUCUCUCUGCAAAUGGUGUGAUUUCCAGUGUUACGCUUCGACAGCCUGAUUCUUCCGGGGGUACAUUGACAUAUGAGGGUCGUUUUGAGAUCCUCUCUCUAUCUGGCUCAUUUAUGCCCAACGAAAGCGGUGGAACAAAGAGCAGAACUGGUGGUAUGAGUGUUUCAUUGGCAAGUCCAGAUGGACGCGUUGUCGGCGGUGGAGUUGCUGGUUUACUUGUUGCUGCUAGUCCUGUGCAGGUUGUGAUUGGCAGUUUUUUGGCAGGGAACCAGCAUGAGCAGAAGCCAAAGAAACAGAAACAAGACUUCAUAUCAACUGCGACUCCUACUUCUGCUGUUCCCGUCUCCAACGCUGAUCCAAGAUCGAACCCCUCUCCGUCUCCAUUCCAGGGGGACAAUUGGUCUUCUUUGCCAUCAGACUCGAGGAAUAAUAAACCAACUGAUAUUAAUGCAUCUGUACCGGGAGUUUAACUUAAAGGUUGUCUUACUGUUAUUAAGAGGCUUGACAAUUACGUAAUCGGUGACCAAACUCCCUCGUUUUGUGUGUUUAUCCAGAGACUUCAUUACUUCUGCACCAAUACAUGGGGGAUUUUAGUUGGUUAGGAUGUUAGGAAGCCCCUUGCCGCUGUUGUGUCAUGUAGAAUUUAGAAUUUUUCCUGUAAUUUUUUCAUUUGGGGUUUCCUUUCUCAUGAAUGAUGAAUUCUGAUAUGAGAAAGUGUUUUGUUACGACAAUAUCGUCAA